Messenger RNA from Notothenia coriiceps (black rockcod), 2430 nucleotides. RefSeq names its product multidrug resistance protein 1-like. Lineage: Eukaryota; Metazoa; Chordata; Actinopteri; Perciformes; Nototheniidae. Gene Ontology annotation, biological process: oligopeptide export from mitochondrion. Gene Ontology annotation, molecular function: ATP hydrolysis activity; ATP binding; ABC-type oligopeptide transporter activity. The coding region runs from base 97 to 2430 and encodes 777 amino acids. The record is from RefSeq and is a predicted model, not a curated record. The transcript is spliced from 18 exons. Gene Ontology annotation, cellular component: mitochondrial inner membrane.
GCCCGUGAAGCUGAUUAGCUACCUUCAACCCGCUGAUUGGUCCACCUGAGGAAGAGGGGAACACUUAAGCUUUUUCUCAUUUGAUAGGACCCAGCCAUGGAUAAGAAGGACGAAGCGGAAAUGAUGGACGAACACCAACAAAAUGGGGAUUUAAGUAAAAGCAAGAAGAAAGGAAAGAAGAAAGAGAAAGAACCAAAGUUGCCCAUGGUUGGCGCCAUUGGUGUGUUUAGGUUUGCAAGCGGCGUGGACAUUCUGUUGAUCCUGACUGGGACGCUCUGUGCUAUGGUUCACGGUGUCAUUCUUCCUCUCAUGUGUAUUGUGUUCGGGGACAUGACAGACAGCUUUAUAAAUGACUCUGCGAUGAGCAGCAUCUCCAAUGCCACAGCACCAAGAAACAGCACAUUACAAGCAGAAAUGAAGGGCUUUGCGAUCAGCUACUCCAUCCUGGGAUUCGUUGUGCUGCUGGUUGCCUACGGGCAGGUGGCCUUCUGGACGCUGGCCGCUGGACGGCAGGCCACACGCAUCCGCAAGCUGUUUUUCCACCACAUCAUGCAGCAGGACAUCGGCUGGUACGAUGUCACUGAAACAGGAGAGCUCAACACGCGUCUCACAGAUGAUGUCUAUAAGAUCCAAGAAGGAAUUGGCGACAAAGCUGGGAGGCUUCUCCAGGCCUUAACCACCUUCGUCACAGCGUUUGUCAUCGGCUUCGUCAAAGGCUGGAAGCUCACCCUCGUCAUCCUGGCUGUUAGCCCUGCGCUGGCCAUUGCAGCUGGAAUCUUCUCCAAGGUGCUGGCGACUUUCACUACUAAAGAGCAGACUGCAUAUGCCAAAGCUGGAGCUGUGGCAGAAGAGGUGCUCUCUGCUGUCAGGACAGUGUUUGCCUUCAAUGGUCAGGACAGAGAAAUCAAGAGAUACAAUAAGAACUUGGAGGAUGCAAAGAACAUGGGAAUAAAGAAGGCGACAUCUGCUAACUUUUCCAUGGGCCUCACCUUCCUGUUGAUCUACCUGUCCUACGCUCUGGCCUUCUGGUACGGAAGUACGCUCGUCCUGAGUAAUGAGUACACCAUUGGAACCGUGCUCACCGUGUUCUUCACCGUGCUGAUUGGAGCGUUCGCUGUCGGACAGACCUCCCCCAACCUCCAGACUUUCGCCAGCGCCCGGGGAGCUGCAUAUAAAGUGUACAGCAUUAUUGAUCAUAAACCGGCCAUCGACAGUUAUUCAGAGGCCGGCUUCAAGCCUGACUCCAUCAAAGGAAACAUUGAGUUCAAGAACAUCCGCUUCAGCUACCCCUCAAGACCAGACAUCCAAGUUUUAAACGACUUGUCUCUGAGUGUGAAGAGUGGACAGACCAUUGCCUUGGUAGGGAGCAGCGGCUGUGGGAAGAGCACAACGAUCCAGCUGCUGCAGAGGUUCUACGAUCCUCAGGAAGGAUCUGUGACUAUUGACGGGCACGACAUCCGUUCUCUUAACAUCCGCUACCUGAGAGAGAUGAUCGGCGUGGUGAGCCAGGAGCCUGUUCUCUUCGCCACCACCAUCGCGGAGAACAUCAGAUACGGCCGACUUGACGUGACCAAACAGGAGAUCGAGCAAGCUGCCAAGGAGGCCAAUGCAUACGACUUCAUUAUGAGCCUUCCUGACACGUUUGAGACGAUGGUCGGAGACCGAGGAACUCAAAUGAGUGGCGGACAGAAGCAGAGGAUCGCAAUUGCUCGAGCUCUAGUCCGCAACCCCAAAAUCCUUCUGUUGGACGAAGCCACAUCUGCGCUUGAUGCUGAGAGUGAGACCAUUGUGCAAUCUGCACUCGACAAGGUCCGGCUCGGUCGUACCACCAUCAUUGUUGCCCACCGCCUGUCAACCAUCAGAAACGCUAACAUCAUCGCUGGCUUCCAGAAAGGUGAAGUUGUAGAGAUGGGGAGUCACAGCAAACUGAUGGAAGAAAAGGGAGUCUACCACACACUAGUCACCAUGCAGACUUUCCAGAAAGAGGAGGAGACGGAUGAGGCUGAGUGUGAGCCGUCUGCUGAUGAAAAGAGACCGUUAGUCCAUACCAACUCUCGCUCCUCUCUGAAAAAUAGGAAGACCACAAGAGGCUCCUCCUUCGCUGUCUCAGAGGCAGACAAAGAGGAGAAAGAAAAGUUAGAUGAGGAGAAAUUGGAGGAGGACGAAAAGAUUCCCCCUGUGUCGUUCUUCAAAAUAAUGCGUCUCAACAUUCCUGAGUGGCCUUACAUUUUGGUGGGGACGAUCUGUGCCAUCAUCAACGGCGUCAUGCAGCCACUGUUCGCUAUCAUCUUCUCCAACAUCAUCACUGUGUUUGCACAUCCAGAUCCAGCCGUCGUCAGGAAAAGAGCUUCGUACUUUUCUCUGAUGUUUGUUCUUAUUGGAGCGGUGUCCUUUGUCGCCAUGUUUUUCCAGGUAUGCAUGUUGAUUUAA